Molecule: messenger RNA, 2824 nt
Organism: Lethenteron reissneri (Far Eastern brook lamprey)
Lineage: Eukaryota; Metazoa; Chordata; Hyperoartia; Petromyzontiformes; Petromyzontidae
Biological process (GO): cytokine-mediated signaling pathway
Cellular component (GO): plasma membrane
Molecular function (GO): protein binding; cytokine receptor activity
Source: RefSeq, a predicted model, not a curated record
CACACAGACAUCGACUUGAGAUACACACACAUGGACUCACACACACACAAGUACACACACACAGACAUCGACUUUAGGUACACACACAUGGACUCACACACAAGUACACACAUACAGACAUCGACUUACACACACAUACAAACUUACACACACAGACAUCGACUUUAGAUACACACACAUGGACUCUCACACAAACAAGUACAUACAGACAUCGACUUACACACACAUACAAACUUACACACACAGACAUCGACUUUAGAUACACACACAUGGACUCACACACACACAAGUACACACAGACAUCGACUUUAGACACACACACAUGGGCUCGCACACACACACACGUACACACAGACAUCGACUUACACACAAGUACACACAGACAUCGACUUACACACAAGUACACACACACAGACAUCGACUUUAGAUACACACACAUGGACUCACACACACACAAGUACACACAGACAUCGACUUACACACAAGUACACACACACAGACAUCGACUUUAGACACACACACAUGGACACACACCCACGAUAGUCUAUUCCCAUGUUAUCUCAACGGAAAUCGAUUCCAAUAGCUUAAUCAACUAUACAUCGAUUUCCAUGUUAUCCCAAUAGAAAUCGACUCUAUAAAUCCACUACAAGAAUCGAUUCCUAAUGUUAUCCCAUUAAGAAUCGACGCGAGUAGAGUUAAUCGAACCGGGAAUCGAAUUUCUCUGCACCACGUGACUUGAGAAACUGAAACACGUGGGUCCCAGGUGGGUGUCAUGGCGGUGCGAGAACUCUUCUCGAGACUUGGCCUACUCUUCCUCUCCGUCCUCCUCCUCGUAACGUGCAGACACGCUGCGACUCCCCCUCUGAAUGUCCGCGUGGAGUCUCGCGACCUGCUGACGCAACUCCGCUGGGACCACGACGCUCAAGUGGACGUCGCCACCAGCAGCAGCUCAAAGCUCCUGCACGUUGCCUACAGGGUGGACAGCAAACUCUAUGGACGAGCCCGCUGGCGGACCGUCUGCGCUGCCACCGCAGAGACACGGUGCGAUGUCUCCUCAGCGCUGCGACAUCCUGGCGACCGCUAUCACCUUCGCGUCAGAUCCACCGUCUCAUCACCACCAACAACACCAUCAUCAUCGUCACCAACACCACCAUCACCACCAUCAUCGUCACCCUGGGUCGUGGUUGAGGUGUUACCCUUGAAGACAACCGUGCUGAGUGCUCCGACUGUCACCUUGAUGCUGCACAAGAACAUGACGCUGGAGGAGGAGGGGGGUGAUGAUGAGGGGGAGGGUGGUGAGGAGGGGGAGGAGUGUGGUGGUGAGGAGGGUGAGGACUACGAAGAUGAUGACGACGAUGGCUACGACGAUGAUGACUACGAUGAUGAUGAUGAGGGUGAUGAUGAUGAUGAGGGUGAUGAUGAGGAUGAUGAGGGUGAUGAUGAUGAUGAGGGUGAUGAUGAUGAUGAGGGUGAUGAUGAGGAUGAUAGUGGCGACGGUGAUGGGGCCGACGGUGAUGGCGGUGACGGUGAUAACUACGAUGAUGAUGAUGAUGAGGGUGAUGGCGGUGACGGUGAUGGUGGCGACGCUGAUGACGACGAUGAGGGUGAUGGUGGUGACAGUGAUGGCGGUGAUGGGGCCGACGGUGAUGGCGGUGGCGGUGAUGGCGGUGAUGGCAGUGACGGUGAUGGCGGUGACGCUGAUGAUGAUGAUGAUGAUGGCGGUGAUGGCGGUGACGGUGAUGAUGAUGAUGGCGGUGAUGGUGGUGACGGUGAUGACGACGACAAUGAGUUUUAUGACGACGAUGACGACGACGACAAUGAGGGAGAGCGGAAGGCGUGGGAGCUGUCCGUGCGGGUCUCCAUGAGCAGCGAGUGGAGGAGGAGGAUGGCGCAGAGUGACGUGCACUACCAUCUGCAAGCCGAGGUCUCCACAAGGAGGGGUGUCACUAGCACGGAGCGCUUUGUGGGAUGUCGCUACCGCCACGCGCUGCCUCAGCCUGCAGGCGCCGCUGAGUACUGCGUCCGCGUGAGAGUCGUAGUCAACUACCCGCGGUGGAAGACAGGGGAGUGGUCUCCCCUGUCGUGUGUCUCCGUCCCUCCACCACACAGCGCCGUGGCCGCCACCACCGCCGCCACCUCCCGCUCCUCCCGACCCUCGUCCGCGGUGUCUACGGGAGACGAGGCGACGCUCCCCGCCGGUGGCGGCAGCGCCUCCAUCAGCUUGAUGGCGGCCAUAGCGGUGCUGGCGAUCCUCCCCUUCGUGGUGUGCACCACGUGGGGCACACGGAGUGCCGGCAAACGUGGCGCGGACGAGCAAGGAGGGAGCUCCCCGAGCCUGGUGCCUGAGAGAGAUGCCGUCUCUGCCGAGUGCAGCGACGAGGAGGCCGCCACGGCGCGGAUGACAGAGCGGCACGCGGAGACGGAGGUGUAAGAGGAGAAGAGGUGGAGGAUGAGGUGUCAAGAGUCGGAGUCGGAAGUUUGUGUGUUUGUGGGCAAAGCGGCCACUGUAGUAGUACCGUCCUUGUUGCUGUUGUUAUAUUGAUGGUGAAAAGUUAUUUACCACCCACCCCCCUCACCCCGACUUUAUAUUGAAGCUUUUAGUUGUGUGAUGUCCGGUACUCACACAGAGACCCAAAGACUCGCCACACAGAGACCCACAGAGUCACCACACAGAGACCCACAGACUCACCACACAGAGACCCACAGACUCACCACACAGAGACCCAUAGACUCACCACUCAGAGACCCACAGACUCACCACUCAGAGACCCACAGACUCACCACACAGAGACCCAUAGACUCACCACUCAGAGACCCACAGACU